Messenger RNA from Mangifera indica (mango), 1492 nucleotides. Its product is annotated as reticulon-like protein B2. Lineage: Eukaryota; Viridiplantae; Streptophyta; Magnoliopsida; Sapindales; Anacardiaceae. The transcript has 5 exons. The record is from RefSeq and is a predicted model, not a curated record. The coding region runs from base 434 to 1207 and encodes 257 amino acids.
UAAUCCAAUGCUCUAGUGCUUUAACCUGUCCAAAGCUCAUAGGCUGAGACAUGUCAGGUCAUCUCAUGCAUUCAAAAUCAUCUAAUGCUGCUUCUUUCGACACGUCUGCAACGCCUAACGUAAUAAAAUUCAGUACGACGCCUGUGAAAUCUAACGGUCGUUAAUCAUCCACUCGUUUCUGUUCAUCAUGUCUUACUCCAAGCCUCUAGUCUCGGAUCCGAACCUAUAAACGGACAAGAUCAAAGACAUUCAGUUUGACGGUGAAGAUUAAAUCCGUCACCUACAAAUUCUAUUUAUAAUUUAUCGCGGGACACACUGUGAGAGGGGGAAGGAAAACUGAGGAAUUAUUUCGUUAAGAGUUGGAAAGUAAUUUUUUAAAUUUCUGAAAGUUGAGGUUUCGAAUUCGAAAACGGUGAGUCAGAUAGGGCGAGCCAUGGCUGACGCUGAGCAUCAUCACAAAGAAUCGCCUGUUGAAUCGGUGAUGGACAAGAUAACGGAAAAGAUCCGUGACCACGAUAGUUCAUCGUCGUCGUCGGAGUCUGACGAUGACAAGAAAUCGGCUUCAUCACCGUCCAUGAAGGACAAGGGUUUUCGUCUCUUUGGAAGAGAGAAGCCUGUUCACAAGGUUCUCGGUGGUGGAAAACCGGCGGAUGUUUUCUUGUGGAGGAACAAGAAGAUAUCAGCUGGAGUACUUGGUACUGCAACUGUUAUAUGGAUUUUGUUUGAAUUGAUGGAAUACCACCUUCUCACGCUUGUCUGCCACUGCUUGAUAGUGGCACUUGCCAUGCUUUUUUUGUGGUCUAACGCCACCUUGUUCCUCAACAAGUCUCCUCCUCGCAUCCCUGAAUUUCAUAUCCCUGAGGAGCCUGUUUUACAAGUGGCUGCUGCGCUUAGGAUUGAGAUUAACAGGGCUUUUUCCAUUCUGAGAGACAUUGCCUCUGGAAGGGACCUGAAGAAGUUCCUAUCUGUCAUUGCUGGCUUGUGGGUUUUGUCUAUUGUGGGUAGCUGGUGCAAUUUCUUAGCCUUGUUCUACAUAGCUUUUGUGCUGCUUCACACUGUGCCUGUGUUAUAUGAGAUGCAUGAGGAUCAGGUGGACUCAUUUUCUGAGAAGGCAUGCAUGCAAAUCAAGAAGCAAUAUGCUGUCUUUGAUGCCAAGGUGUUAAGUAAGAUUCCUAGGGGGCCAUUGAAGGAUAAGAAGAAGGUUUAGAAUGGUGUAAGUUAUGGUUGUCUGUAGGUUCUGACAUACAUUUGGUAGAAGUGAUUAAUCUAGGUGUUACUUAUUAAACUUCAUCCAAUGUUAGCUGCAACCAUGUUUUCAUCCUAUUUUGUUCUAGGCCAGUUGGGUUCUUUAUGUGGAUGAAAUGUUUUUUUUUUUUCCUUUCCUCCUUGUUUUUGCUACAUGUGGUAGCUUUUUCCUUGGAUAUGCAACAAGUGAUACGGUGAUGUGUUAUAAUGUUGAUUUUCUAUUAAUGCAUUGUACAUCAUGUUCCAA